Messenger RNA from Capsaspora owczarzaki ATCC 30864, 1319 nucleotides. RefSeq lists its product as hypothetical. Gene Ontology annotation, cellular component: mitochondrial outer membrane translocase complex; mitochondrial outer membrane. Lineage: Eukaryota; Filasterea; Ministeriida; Capsasporidae. The transcript is spliced from 3 exons. Gene Ontology annotation, biological process: protein import into mitochondrial matrix. The record is from RefSeq and is a predicted model, not a curated record. Bases 19 to 1110 code for a protein of 363 amino acids. Gene Ontology annotation, molecular function: transmembrane protein transporter activity.
CCUUUUAUUUUCUCUCAAAUGGCCCACAUUCAAAACCCCUUGCUCAACCCGCUCGGCGCGCCUGCUCCUGCCCCCGUCGCUGCCCCGGCCCCCGUCGCUGCCCCCGCGCCAAAGUCCUUCAUCUCGCGGCUGUUCGGCAAGGCCCUCCCUUACCCCGGCCAGUACGAUCACAUCAACAAGGAGACGCUCGAAAUCUUUGCAACCAACUACUUGAUCGAUGGCGCCAAGUUCUCAGUCAGCAAAGGCAUCUCGUACAACUUUAACAUUUCGCACACGGUCAACCUUGGCAUUGAGAACCCGUCCAAGUACAGCUUCAACGCCACCUAUGUCGGCCCCAACAAGGUCAUUCCCGACUCGCAAGAGCAAUUCCCCGUGCUCUUGGCCGAGAUGGACCACGAUGGCAACCUCAACGGACAGGCCAUCCACCAAUGGACUCCUGCCAUCCGCACCAAGGCUGUUGUUCAGACUUCUGGCCCCAACUUUGGCCUCCAACUGGAGGGCGAUUACAAGGGCGAGGACUUCCACAUCAACACCAAGAUUUUCAACCCCGACGUGCUGAACGGCGCCGGCAUGGUUCUGCUCAACUACAUGCAAAGCGUCACGCCGCGCCUUGCGCUCGGCACCGAGUACAGGUGGCAGUCCGACGGCCGAGCAACGGACUCUGGCCUCGCUUUCGGCGCUCGCUACCGCGGCGGCCCGACCCUUGCCGAUGCGGUUGCCAACCAACAACGCCUCCCCGCCGCAACGGCAGAUACCCCCGCCGAGACCAUGCCGUUCGCCUUCAUGCCUGCUCCAUGGAUCUUUGGCACACACGUCGCCCCGAUGGGCCUCAUCGACUUUAGCUACUUCCAUCGUGUCAACGACAAGGUUUCUGCUGGUGCCGAGCUGGCCAUCGAUCUCCGCUCAAUGGAGACUGUCUUUAGCGCAGGCUACGAAUACAACCUCCGCCGCUCCGUCAUCCGCGGCGAUGUCAACUCGCGCGGUGUUGUUUCCGCUGUUCUCGAGCAAAAGAUGGGCGCCGCCCUUUCCUUCUACCUGACCGCCUCCAUCGAUCAUCUCAAGGGUGCCAACAAGUUUGGCAUUGGCUUUGUUCUUGGUGGCCAUAUGUAAUGGUGAACGUUGUAGUGGUGUACGUGUGUGGAUUAUUUGUUUGUUGUAUUUUCGCUGCGAGUCUACUGUAGAUGGCUUGAAGCCAGCUGCUGUGUCUGCGAGAACAACUAGAACAAGAACAACCCCUGCUCGUGUAUUUGUCGUUACAUUGAUAUGUGUGUGUAUGUUGUACGUGCGAAUCUGCACUCCCAAAAACAAAAAUUCCUUGA